GCACUCCUAACCUGGCAACCGAGAGGUAGGGAGGCUGGAUUAUCUACCCCGACUCACAGACACACAAAACACACUCCAAAAAACCACACACACACACACGCACGCACGCCACCAGCACGGGAAUUCGUGAGGUACGCGGUGAGGACACACACAUCUGGAGAGACUCUCGUGGGCGGACGACGGCAGAGUCGGGACGAGCACUCAGCAUCAAGUAGAAUUGACUGAUUUUUUAAUGCAGCCGAGCGGUGGGCGUCCGGGGGAAGGACCUUUCUACACCGUUGCCUGGUUCCCGCAAAAAUCAAUAACGGUGCAGCGCAGUGGGUUGUCUGGCUUUGAUACUUCUAUUUAAUUUCUUUUUUUUAUAGCACGUCAAUGAAAUUCACAUGCAACGCGCUUGCCAAGGCACAUGAAAGCACUUUCAAAUUGGGGAUAAUUCAGAAAGAAACGACUCUGGAUCAAAUCUAAUGUUCCUGGACUCGAGCUGCGCUGGACCCAGGAGGACCUGGAGAGAGUAAACAUUACAUGAUGAAAGCGUAAUACGUUCAACCUGCUAUCUGCCGACAACCAACCAGAAUAAGAAACCGAUGGAAAGUGGUCGAUGAAGGCGCACCUCAGGGAGUGUUAUGUGUGUGUGUGUGCGUGUGCGGUAACUGCUCAUAACUGGGAAUACGGAUCGUAAAAAAACCUUGCGGACGCAAACGGAGUGGACAAAGUGUCCAGACAGUGCCUGUGAACACGUGUCGAGCAGCAAACGGUGUUAUGACCACGUCGACGCUCCAAUUAGCGAGCUGGCGCCGCUUGAAGCGAUAGCGUGAAAGAGCGAGGGAAAUUAUCACCGUAGUGCGCGAGCGGGAGAGGAACGUGUGAGUAGAGGAGGGGAGGGGGGUGUCACUCUGAUGCUCCUCUGCAGCCCUCACGCUCCAACAGUGUCAGUCUAAUUAGCCACGUUAGCGUUGUUAACGCCGUUAGCCACGUUAGCGUCGGACGGAGGGGAGGCCGGGGUCGGCAUGAGCGAGGGGGGAGCCGUUAACGGGUCCGUCAACGGGUCCUUCGUCGGCGGGAACGUCAGCGUCCGCGGCCCGCGCCGGAUGGACUGGGAAGCGCAGCAGAUGCUGGUGCCCACGCUGGACGCGCUCAUCCUGCUGACGGGCGUCACCGGUCACUCACUGGUCAUCUUCGUCCUGGCGGGGAGGCGGAGGAGGCGGGCGGGGGGGCCGCCGCACGGCACCGACACGCUGCUGCUGGCGCUGAGCGCCUCCGACCUGCUGCUGCUCACCUGCCUGCCCUUCCACACCACCGCCAUCGCCAUGGGCACCUGGCCCUUCGGCAACUUCCUGUGCAAGGCCGUCAGCUUCCUGGGCGUGGCGUGCAACGCGUCCAGCGUCUUCACGCUGUCGGCGCUGGCCGUGUCGCGCUACCUGACGGUGGUGCACCCGGCGUGGGCCUUCGGCGGCCGCUGGCGCGCCGGCCGCUGGAUGGCCGCCACCGCCGCGCUGCUGUGGGUGCCCGCGUGCGCCCUGGCCGCGCCGCAGUUCGCCAUCCGCGCAACGGUGGGCAACGUGGUGGGGCCGGCGCACUGCUUCGCCUUCCUCUCCAACCAGAGCCAGCUGGUGUACAGCGUCGCCCUCUUCCUGGUGGGCUUCGCCGUGCCGCUCGCCGUCAUCGUGCUGAUGUACGCCAAGAUCUACUGCUUCCUGCGCCGCACCAGUCGCCGCGGGCACGCGCCGCAGCUGGAGCGCUACCAGAGCCAGGUGACGCUGACGUCGGCGCUGCUCGUGCUGGUGUUCACCGUCUGCUGGCUGCCCUCCUACGUGCUGAUGUUCCUGCUGGUGGGCGGCAGGCUGGCCGCCGGCUCGCUCCACUACCGCGGCUUCGCCAUCUUCGCCCGGCUGCUGGCGUCCUCGUCCACCGUGGCCAACCCCGUGCUCUACGUCUUCAUGUCGCACAAGUUCCGCCAGGAGCUGCUGGGCCUCAGCCGGCACCGCAGCCGCGGCGGCUGCUGCAAGGCAUGCUGGGAUUACUGCCCCCUGCCGGGCCGCGACGUCGUCCAGCCGUUCAACCCCGUGGAGCUGGAGACGCCGCCGCCGCCUCACGGGUAGAGGAAGCAAAACGUCCCAACACAAACGCUCGAUGCCGCAUCGACCGCUCGAUGCGACGGACUGUGGAUAUCUCAUUUCCUGUUAAGGGGAGGGACUGGAAUGUGUGACUGGUUUUAUCAUCGCAGUAAUGGCUGGAUUACGCAUUAACCGUCUGUCAAUAUAAUGUAUUAUGUCAACUAGACAUCUCCAUGCAGAGCAAUAAGCUCAGCUCCGGCAGGACUGUUAUACGAUCACUGAAGUUUUGUACUGGCAGGAUUGUUAUACGAUCACUGAAGUUUUGUUUGUACUGGCAGGAUUGUUAUAUGAUCACUGAAGUUUUGCACUGGCAGGACUGUUAUAUGAUCACUGAAGUUUUGCUUUGUAAUCGGCCUGUAUGUCUAAUGUGACUUCUCUGAGGAUUGAGUAUUUCACGUCUGUUUUGUCUCCAUUCUUGCGUUGGCUGGAAAAUGUAACAAGCAAAUUAAAGUUUGAUUGUGUGUG
Molecule: messenger RNA, 2579 nt
Organism: Sardina pilchardus (European sardine)
Lineage: Eukaryota; Metazoa; Chordata; Actinopteri; Clupeiformes; Clupeidae
Product: delta-type opioid receptor-like
Exons: 1
Coding region: 1008-2099 (363 amino acids)
Biological process (GO): calcium-mediated signaling; neutrophil chemotaxis; G protein-coupled receptor signaling pathway
Cellular component (GO): membrane; external side of plasma membrane
Molecular function (GO): C-C chemokine binding; C-C chemokine receptor activity
Source: RefSeq, a predicted model, not a curated record